CAAUAGAUCCCCUCUCACGAUUAAGUGUUUGCUCUUACUUAUCACAUGCUGGCGGCACUGCACUUGCCGACUGAAAAAGAUCUUCAUUUAAGCGUUUUUUAAUUGUGCGCCAGCUGAGAUUUGAGAUUUCUUCAGCAUUUACAAUUCUCCCCUCCGCUUCAAAAUGGCUGUGAGGGGCACGCAUCUCUGGCGUAUAUAAUUUGUUUAAUUUGUAGCUAAUUUAUCUUUCCACUUGGCAGCGGGCAGAUCGGAUGGCGAGCGAAUGGGGGUUCACUGGAGCAGGUGCCUCAUUACUGAACUUUGAACUUGAAACGGUGUUACGAUUUAUAGCUGGCAAUGUGGAUUACGGUUAGGCAUCGGGGUUCGGGUUAGCAGAACAAAUGUGCCAGCCUGGGAUUAUGAAGGGAAAUCAAAUAUUUUGACAGUGUGACAGAUCAUUAAUCACUUGUAAAUAAUACACUCAAUCGAUUGCAUUUGAGCUAACUGUCAGCAUUGCGCCUAAAUUAUUUUGAUAUUUAUUCAGAGUUCAUAUCAAAAUUUGUGCAAUAAGUAUGUCAGAACAACCGACACAACAUAAAUCCGACGAUCGCUUGACUAUUCUGCAAACCAUAUCGGAUGUACUGAACUCCGGCCUCAGCAAGGAAUCCCUUAAAAUCUGCAUCGAACUGGUGGACAAUGGUGUCUCUGGUGGCGCACUAGCACACGUAAUCCAGACCAUUAGAAGGGAGGCUCAAGAUGAUGAAGAUAAGGAAAGUAAUGAUUCCGAAGAAUCGGCUGCAUCAACAGACUCAACUUUGUAGGAAAUGCAUAUAAAAUGUAUUUUUGUGUUUAUAUUUUGUGUUUGUUAAAUUAAAAGUUCAACUCUCCGAUGGUCUGUUU
Drosophila sechellia is the source of this 879-nucleotide messenger RNA. RefSeq names its product Mitotic spindle organizing protein 1 (gene Mzt1). Lineage: Eukaryota; Metazoa; Arthropoda; Insecta; Diptera; Drosophilidae. Gene Ontology annotation, biological process: microtubule nucleation by interphase microtubule organizing center; gamma-tubulin complex localization; mitotic spindle assembly. The transcript has a single exon. Gene Ontology annotation, cellular component: centrosome; gamma-tubulin ring complex; spindle. Bases 552 to 800 code for a protein of 82 amino acids. The record is from RefSeq and is a predicted model, not a curated record.